Capsicum annuum is the source of this 1912-nucleotide messenger RNA. Its product is annotated as UDP-glycosyltransferase 79B6. Lineage: Eukaryota; Viridiplantae; Streptophyta; Magnoliopsida; Solanales; Solanaceae. The transcript has 2 exons. Gene Ontology annotation, molecular function: UDP-glycosyltransferase activity. The coding region runs from base 317 to 1696 and encodes 459 amino acids. The record is from RefSeq and is a predicted model, not a curated record.
UAGAAAGAAAAUUAAUGAAAAAGACACCGCAACUACCACUCAUUCUGAUUUGGUUUUUGUUCUUCCAUGUUUUGCCUUAUUUGACAAUGAUAACAUUUUUACUUUACUUUUACUAGGUCCUACUCAACACUGUAUUGAGAAGAAAAGUCAACUAGAAGUAUUGUAUUACAGUAAAAAGUCACCUAAAUUGGAAUGAGUAAGCAGCAAUAGUGGUGCCUAAAAGAGAAGACCCUUGUCUACUUCCCAGUUUUCAUUGCUAAGUCAAGCUAUUUUAACUACUCCUUCAAUACGUCAAACGCAAAGAAGCAAAGAGAAUAUGGCAGAAUCCAUACAAGACAGAAAGCUCCAUAUAGUGAUGUUUCCAUGGCUUGCAUUUGGCCACUUGAUUCCAUAUAUCAAUCUGUCAAAUGAACUUGCAAAAAGAGGACACAAAAUCUCGUUCUUGUUGCCUAAACGUGCAGGAAUUCGACUUCAAAAUCUCAAUCUUUAUCCUCAUCUCAUCACAUUCCACAAACUCACAAUCCCUCAUGUUGAUGGCCUUCCAUAUGGUGCAGAGACUACAGCUGAUGUGCCUGGAUCUUUGGAGACUUUACUAGCAACAGCUAUGGAUGAAUUAUACGAUGAAAUCAAAUCUUUUCUUGAAAAUCUAAAACCCCAUUUCGUUUUCUUUGAUCUUGCUCAUUGGAUUCCUGAGUUAGCACAACAAAUUGGAGGUAUCAAGACUGUGUUUUACCUAAAUGUUUGCCCUGCUGCAGCACAUUUACCACCGGAUAAGACUACUUUCAUGACAUCAACUGCAGCUGAGCUUGUAAAGCCACCACCAGGUUACCCUUCUACUACUGUGGUGUUGCGCGAAUGUGAAGCUAAGUUGUUGUCGUUUCAAUUUAUUGAAUAUGGAAAGGGGUUGACAUUUUGCGAACGAGUGCAGACGACGCUGACAGGAUGUGAUGCAAUAGCUCUGAAAACAUGUAGAGAGAUUGAAGGAACCUUUGGUGACUUCGCAGCAACACAAUCUGAAAAGCCAGUCCUUUACACAGGACCUGUUCUUCCCGAGCCGAAAAAUGAGUCUUUAGAAGAACCUGGAUUAUCGAAUUGGCUCCAGAAAUUCGAGCCAGGAUCAGUGGUGUUCUGUGCAUUUGGGAGCCAAACGAUUCUCGAAAAGAAGCAGUUCCAAGAAAUUGUUUUAGGCCUUGAAAUGACUGAGUUACCGUUCUUUUUAGUGGUUAAGCCACCUGAAGGGACAAAUUCAGUAGAAGAAGCCUUGCCAGAGGGAUUUAAAGAAAGAGUUAAAGAAAAAGGAUUAAUUCUUGAUUGUUGGGUGCCACAAUUGAAGAUUUUACGCCACCAAUCAGUUGGUUGUUUUGUGAGUCAUUGUGGGUAUGGAUCAAUGUGGGAGUCUUUGGCACUUUGUGAUUGUCAAUUGGUAUUUUUGCCAAGGCCUCCGGAUCACCUUUUAAAUGCUAGACUGAUGGAACAUGAACUUAAGGUUGGUGUAGAAGUGGAGAAAGAUGAAAAUGAUUUGUUUACAAAGGAGAAUUUGUGCAAGGCUGUGAAAUGUGUGAUGGAUAAAGAUAGCCAAAUUGCUUGUUCAAUGAAAGAGAAUCAUAGGAAAUGGAAGGAACUUCUUUCAAGUCCUGGAUUCAAGAGUAACUAUAUUGACAAUUUCAUUCUGAACUUGCAUGGACUUCUAGAUUAAUUUGUUGGGUGGCGGAUCUACCAUUCAAGUUACGGGGUUAGCAGAAUCAAGUAAUAUUGGUUCAAAUGAUAGUAUUUGUGUUAAGAAAUUUGCUUAAUGUAAGAUAGGUUGUCCUGUUUUGAAAUUCAGAGCCCAUAAAUUUUAAACUUGUAACUAUUUGCAUACAGUUGAGAUCUCUACUAAAUUUAUCUUAGACAAAUAUUUGUACUCUUCUAA